Messenger RNA from Peronospora matthiolae, 1068 nucleotides. The record is from the annotation of a GenBank genome assembly. Lineage: Eukaryota; Oomycota; Peronosporomycetes; Peronosporales; Peronosporaceae.
AUGCAGGAAGUCUCUGCCGAACUCCAGCAGCAGCUACAGGCGCUGGGCAUUAAUCCGUCCGACGACGUCUUUCGCACGGGCUCGGAAGAGUUUGAUCACAAUGGACUGAGCUCCCCGAUUCCACAAGAAGUGCGCUUCAUGAACGCUGAGCUGCGACGCUGCCCCGUGGAAGGCGUCGGGAUGGUGCUUGCUGUCUUUUCCGGGUCCGGUGCAGUGUACGAAUUCGUGCGCACGCUGCGAAAGUGUAUCUUUGGAAAAGUCAAGCACGCGGUGCGUCUGCAGAUGACGCCGAAUGGAUCGUUUGUGCGCACGCAGCACGAGGUCGCUAUCAAGGUCAUGAGCAAGGUAAUCAUAGAGGAGGGAAAUCUUCAAGAGAACCCGCUUGUCGAACUUGCCGCGCAACAGCAUCUGUCAGUACCUGGCCAUGAAAAUGUGCUUACGCUGAUCGAGUGCUUGCAUGACGCUGACUUCAUCUAUGCGGUGCUUCCGUUUUGUAACGGUGGUGAAUUGUUCUCGAUAGUGGAGAGUGGUGGCGCUAUGGAAGAAACGGAGUGUCGCCACUGGUUUACCCAAGUUCUGGCAGGCCUUUCUUACUUGCAAAGCCGCUACAUAUGCCAUCGUGACAUGUCCUUGGAAAAUGUGCUGCUAGAUGGCGAUACUUCGAAGAUUAUCGACUUUGGCCUCACCAUCGGUAUUCCCGUCGAUUCACAUGGCAUGACGUACUCACUGCCGCCUGCUGGCGCUGUCGGCAAGAUCUUUUACAUGCCCCCUGAGAUUUACCGUAAUCAGGUCCCCUUUAACGGCUUCUCGGCCGAUGUUUGGUCAACGGGCGUCAUGCUUUUCAUCAUGGUAACGGGCGCACCACCUUUUGAGCGACCAGACGACGCAGACCCGCGAUUCCAGAUGAUUGCGAAGGGUAACAUGAAUGAAAUGUUAGAUUCGUGGGGAAUGGAUCACGUUUCUGCGGGUGUGCGUGACUUGAUGUCGAAAAUGCUGGUUGUGGACGAUCCGUCGCGGCGUCUGACUGUAGAGCAGAUUGCCGUGCAUCCGUGGAUUCAGGGCGGAUAG